AUGCUCUUUAUGAAAAAUACCACUAAAAUCACUUUGUUUUUUUCGAAACUCGUAGUAUCCGUGAAUAGUCCAACAUUUAAGUGGCUCGUCGAAGUAUGCGAGAUUUGCAGACAUGUUGAUCAGUUACUAGGCGACCAAAACGACCAACGAUAUUGGUCUGAAUUUGCAAUCAAUACUGUUACGCAAUGGCCACUUAUGAUUAUUGAACAAAGUCUUACUGGUAAAGCUUUCCUCCGUUUAACCGAAGAGAAACUUACUCGUAAAAAUGGUCUUUAUGAACUCAAAGCCAGUCCUGCAGAAGGGAUCAUGGAGUUAGUUGAGCAACUUAAAGAAAAGCAAGAACCCUCUCUUGCGUCUAUUGAAGUCGUAACUGCAUCAGAAUUCGAAAAAUUCCGUGAAAGCAAUAUGAAAGGAUUUAAAAAACUUCGCUCUGAUAUUGAUAUAGCCAAAGCAUGGAUUGUGACU
This is a messenger RNA of Ambispora gerdemannii, 465 nucleotides long. Lineage: Eukaryota; Fungi; Glomeromycota; Glomeromycetes; Archaeosporales; Ambisporaceae. The record is from the annotation of a GenBank genome assembly.